AAUUCCGUUGCAAACAUCCAGUUUUAUAUGUGAGGAAAUCAUUUGAACACGAAAUUUAUUCGUUAAACUUACGAGAGACGCGUGACUUACCCGAUUACUGAAAUAAAAUAAAGCGAUCGCGUUUAAAUGAAGAAAAUGUCUCCGUUGAGGAGACUGUGAGAUAUAUAAGUGAAUGUUUUAGUUGGUGAGUGAAACGAGCAGUUUCGACAACAAAAAAAGUAAACAUUACCACAUAAUCGUGACAAUAUCUCACCUUCCAAACUUUCGGAAGCAGCACAUAAAUUACCGCAUCGCAAAAUCGAAAGCAGAAUAUCUCUCGGCCUGUCCGCCACCUCGCUCACACACACAUUUGACACAAGCAACAAAGAAAGUCUCUGCAGGCGACAAAGGUGGGGAAAAGUCAUCGCUUGGAAGUGGGACGUAUGUUAUAAUGCGACAGCCAUGAUAACACAGUGAUGAAAAUACAAUUCAAACAUUCCACGCAGAGACAACUCUCGAAAUGGAAAAUGGUACAUCGCUUAAAACAGAUAACCACUUUCAAUAAGGUGUCCUGUUGCUAUGAAUAAACAUUGGGAUUUGACGAAGGAUAAAUUCAAAAAGAUAUAUUAAAAGCUGAUAGAUAGAAAAUGAAUCGAUGAAUCACUAAACGAACACUUUUGCGUUUGAUGUACGAAAAUGAAGUGAAGCAACAUAAUCCUUUCGAAUAUAUAUCUUUGAAACGGAGUAAACGACGACCACAACCACCACCAAUAGGACGACGAAUUCGAGCGAUAUAUUUUUUGUUAUCACUCUGGCUCAAAAGUUUUUCGUAUUUUGUACGGAAAUUCGUAAUUGGGAAAAGAAUAAAAAGAGAUUGAAGAAAAAGAACGGGACAAAAUAGAGAAACGACCAUUUUCCAUUGCUUCCAAAACUACAACACCCAAAUCCAAAAGGGAAAUAAAUAAGAGACACGAAACAAAAUAUCCGUUCUAAUGCCAAAUGUAAAUAGGAGAAAAAUGAAAUCAGCCCUUUUGUACCUAGACACACGAACCAGAGGUCCAACAAGCAGAUGCUGUCGCAUUGUUCAUGCAAAAAAUUUGGCUUUAUCCAGCGCUAUUUACACACUGAAUAUAUCGAUUUUCGUUGUUUUGGUGUACGCUUGGCGAAUCAGCAUGAACAUGAAGAAAACCAAUGAAUUGGGCGAUGUCUAUUACGGUGUUCAAGUGGCAUAUUUUAUCAUAAUUGGCACACAAUUAUCUAUGAUUGUUCUAAGCAUUGCGCUUAUUUAUGGAAUAUAUCGGGAAAAUUGCGCUUUUGUUGUACUUUGGGUAAUUGGUUUUAUAACUUUUAUGGCCUUAGAAGCUGUAGCAAUGGUUUAUUCCAACGUGCUCAGGGAUCAUGUUAAUCGCCAAUUUGACGCAGUUUGUAAAGCGGAAGUGGCACUUUUCAUCACGAGAGCUUUUAUUAAUGUAAUUGCCGUAUGGGGCGUGUUACGUUUCUAUCACAGUGUACGGGCCGGUUUUACAUGGAAAGGUCCUGAAGUGAUCGAACUUUGAUAUAAUCAGAGUGACUCUGUGGAAGAGUCAAAUGAUUUAUCAUUAAAUCGUCAUUCAACCGAGCACAUAUUUUGUGGAUUUAGCCGACGACGACGAAGUUCUCAGCAAACGAAUUUUGAAAACUACUACUAUGGAAUGGAUGAGGGUAGCGAUCAAACGACAUACAGUGAAGAGGACGAUGAUUAUGAUGAGACGAUGACGGACGACAAUGGCGAUGGUAGUGGUGGAGGUGGUGGUGGUGAUUGUGAAAGCAGUUUUGCAAAUUAUGCACCAAAAAGUCAAAUGAAUGGGCGGCUAUCGCGUCGAAAUGUUGCAACCCGUUUAGAUAGAGUUAGUGAAAAUGAUAAUAAUUUCCGUACACGCUCAAAAUGGAAGAAGUAUCAUUAUCAAGCUAUACCAAGAUCAAUGCCCAUUCAAGAAGAAGACGAAGAAACUGCUGGCCCAUCGUCAAUAGCACCAACAACAUCAGCAACAAAUGAAACAAACACCAUUCAUCCAAACACAACCAUAUUAGCCAUGGACAAUGAUAGGAAUAAGCAUGUCAUCAUUCAUGUGAAUGAAUUUGAAUUCGAUGGAGACGAUGAUGACGACGAUGAUGAACUGUCAUUCGACGAAGAGGAAAUUUGCUUCGACAAAAAGUCUAUAUCCGAAAAUGAUUCGUUACUGGUUGCUUACGAUAGCAAUUCCAUUUCAUCUGUGUGACAAAUGAAUCGAACGUAUUUAAUAUGUUCGCUUAAUAAAUAUUUUCAACGUGAACUCUGGAUUCAUUUGACUAUGCUAAACUGCCAAUAAACAUUUUCAACAGUGAACCAUCUCACAGCUGAUCAUAUCCAGCAAACAGUACCACUAACAAAACAAACCACAAAAGGAAGACAAAAGGUAAAACGAAAGUGAAUAAAACACUUGACUAAGCUAAAAACAAAAAUGUAUAUGUAUUUAAGUAUAAAUAAAUUUAACACUUUUACAAAGAUUCAGACGCGUAGCAAAUUCAGGCAGUCGAUGAUUUUGUCACAAAACAAAAACGCUUUUUCCAAAAUCGCUCGGUUAUUCAUAUAUUUUGCUUUUGAAAUGAACCAAUUUUUUCGCUCAAAAAAUACGUAUGCGUGUGGGUGCGAUUUUGGUUUCGAUUUAACUGGAAUGGCAUCAAUACAUGGUUCAUGCACACUCACAUUGGAACCAUCUAUACGAUUUUGUAAUUCCACUUCAAUUUUCAAAACAGUCAAUUAUGUUCUCUGGGGUGAAAUACAAACGAUGUUAAUUUGAAGCUUCACAUUUGCGGCGAAGCACACACUCAAUUUUUCGUAUUUUCGAUACGAGAAUGCAUGUAUGGGUUAUAUUAUUUUUGGAAUGAGCCAAUGUAUCUUGAGAACAAUUCAAGUAACAAAUGGUCGAUAAAAAAAACAGAGGGGUUAGCAAAAUAGUUUAUACAAUUAUAAUUCAUUUUUCUGACAGCAUUUCACAUUUCAGUUAUUUGACUUCUUUUUUUCAUCUUUAUAAUGAUAGAAUGUGGUAGUUAUAACACAGCACCUUCCAUCAAAUUUAAUAUGCUCAAUUCAUUUUGUUAUUUUCAGAGGUUUUUAAGUUGAAUGUAGGUUACAAACAAAAUACAUAUCACCGAAAAUAUUCACUGCAUUUUCAUUUCAAAUUUUUAUAUAAAGCGUCAAGCUUCCGAUGUAGAACGAAAGAAAAACACUUCAAAACCAACAGAAACCGUUCAUUUAUUUAAUUAAAGAAAAUUGCAACCACAACAAAUUUUACGCAUCAAUAUUGUAUAAGCCAACUAACAUAUGCUGCAUAAGUUUUGAGAGUAAAUUCAGGCGAUUAUUGCGCUACAUAAACAAAAUCAAAAGUGUUAACCAAUGCACACAGGAGACUUAAAGGCACUCCUACUCUACUAUCAAACUUAAUUCGACGAAAUACAUCCAUUCGCAAUGGUGUACAAAUUGGAUUUACGAAAAAUUGUCUCAAAUGGUUUUGGCGAGCUAAGUUCAAAACAAAUUCUGCACAUGUCUAAAGAUGAACCAAUCUCUUCGAACCAUGUAUCGCGUUUUGUGGAUUUAAUAUGAAUGUAAAGAUUCUACAAAAAACAAAAAGUCCGGUCUUAUUCCCAAUCUGAGCGCUCAGACCUUUCAAAACUGUCACCAAGUGCCAAAAACCGGGUUGGUCAAGCAAAUAGUCAUUUUUGAACCAAAACAAUAGAUUUACGACACGUUACGAAAAAUUCCAAAGGGUGUCAAAAAUUGGGUGUUUACUUCACCUUAUAGCAUGUUGCACUGAAAAAUUCAUCAUUUUGGAUAGUGAAACAUUCAUCGCUAUAUCGAACCAUGAAUCAAGUGCCAGUGGUUUCUUUUGCAUUGAUAACGUUAGAGCACUGCCAUGUAAUGCUAAAUACGUUAUGCAACAUAUGAAUCGUUGCGGCGAAACAGUAGCUCUUAUUUUUCUCCAAAUAAUAC
Contarinia nasturtii (swede midge) is the source of this 3988-nucleotide messenger RNA. RefSeq lists its product as uncharacterized. Bases 972 to 1535 code for a protein of 187 amino acids. NCBI's taxonomy places the organism in Eukaryota, Metazoa, Arthropoda, Insecta, Diptera, Cecidomyiidae. The transcript is spliced from 10 exons. The record is from RefSeq and is a predicted model, not a curated record.